Molecule: messenger RNA, 2555 nt
Organism: Grammomys surdaster
Lineage: Eukaryota; Metazoa; Chordata; Mammalia; Rodentia; Muridae
Gene: Srfbp1
Product: serum response factor binding protein 1
Exons: 8
Coding region: 55-1380 (441 amino acids)
Biological process (GO): maturation of SSU-rRNA
Cellular component (GO): nucleus; 90S preribosome
Source: RefSeq, a predicted model, not a curated record
UCGGGGGCGUGUCUACGCAGCUGCGGUGUAAACGCCGGCGCUCACGUGCCGGACAUGGCGGCUGACUCUCUUCCUCCGUCCGUAAUGGCUCAGCCGGGGACUCUGAACCUCAAUAACGAGGUUGUAAAGAUGAGAAAAGAAGUGAAGCGAAUCCGGGUUCUUGUCAUCCGAAAACUUGUCCGAAGUGUUGGCAGACUGAAGUCCAAAAAGGGCACUGAAGAAGCACUGUUGAAAAACCAAAGGCGGGCCCAAAGGUUGCUUGAAGAAAUCCGUGCCAUGAAGGAAUUGAAACCUGAUGUCAUAACUAAAUCUGCUCUUGGUGAUGAUAUCAACUUUGAAAACACUUGCAAAAAGCCAGAUUGUACUGCAACUGAAAGAGCAAUUGCCAGAUUAGCAGUUCACCCUCUUCUGAAGAAAAAAAUUGAUGUGCUAAAAGCUGCUGUCCAGGCCUUCAAAGAUGCAAGGCAGAGUGCUCCGGAGGCUGAGUCGUCUAAGAGUUCUUCAGAGGAAAGCCGGUGUAAGGACAUUGCAAGGUCAAAGGAUGAUGCAAGUGAGUCACAGCAUCCUGAGAGAACUGUUGUCGCUGAGCAGAAGGGGAAGGGUGCCAAUGCAGCCGCAAAGAAGGCAGGAAGUGGUUCAAAAGAAAAAAUGGCCAAGAUGGAACAGGGACCCAAAGCAGUGGCUACUCCCUGUUCUCUGGGGAAGCCUUCAGGAGAUGGUGCUGGGGUUAAAUCUGAACACCAGGGGGCCCCAGCCCCAGGGGACAACAACCAGGGGAAAGCAUCAGCCAGGACCACAGAGGACAGUGUACCUGAACCGGCUGACGACAGUGGCAGUGAGGAGGUGGUGAGCGAAGAGGAGAAGGAAUAUUUUGAUGACAGCACUGAAGAACGGUUCUACAAACAGUCUUCUGCAUCCGAGGACAGCGACAGUGGUGAUGACUUCUUCAUUGGAAAAGUCAGACGGACACGAAAGAAGGAGUGUGGUAUCCAUUCCUCAGCUAAGGAACAAAAGCCCCUCCCAAAAGUGUCUUCCAAUACAAAUACACUUGAAACCCAUUGGGAUGUAAGAAACGAUAAACAUACACUGAUUCCGGAAGCCAGGAAGUUAGAAUCCGUGUUUUUCCACUCUUUAUCUGGACCUAAAAGCUCCAGAAGGGACCCCAGAGAACAGGCCCCCAAGAAUAAAGCCCCAGAUUUUCCAGAAAAUGAACCUCCAAUCAAGAACCAGUUUACAAAGCGUCCACACAGAGGAUUUGAGAGUGUGAAGCCUCAGCUGCAUGCACCUCUGCAUCCUUCCUGGGAAGCAAGCAGGAGGCGGAAGGAGCAGCAGUCCAAAAUCACUGUGUUUCAGGGAAAGAAAAUUACAUUUGAUGAUUGAUUGCUUGCUGCCUCUUUCCAAGCUUUCUGUCAAAAUUUUUGGUUUUGUUUUUAACUAGCCUGUUAUUUAAACUUCAGUUCAAAGUCUCUUUGAAAGAGUUAUAAAAUACAUUGUUUGUUUUUCUUUUUUAUGUGAAUUCGGGGAAUAUUUACAUAAUCUUUUUACAGAUCUCUAAAUUUGUUUCAUAAGAGUGCUUGCCCCAAAUUAUUUCUUACAUAAAGUAAUUUAAAUAUUACGGAAUUUUAGAUUUUCUCAUUCAUGAUUACAAAAUAUAUUUUGCUAGUUAAGCUUUGCCUUUUGCCUUGAAAAUACGGCAAAAAGGGCUCAAGAGAUAGCUCACUUCCUGAGGCCUGAUGACCUGAGUUUGACCUCUGAGAUUUCUCUUGGUAAGUGCAGUACUAGCUCACAAAAGUUGUUCUCUGAUUGCACAUGCAGUGUGGCACGUGCAUAUGCUCACACACACACAAUAAACUUAAUAUAAAAAAUGUUACGACAUCUUUAAAAUAAUAGUGGGAAAAUAAAUUAGAACUAAAGUUAUUUUUAUAAGCAAAACAAAUGACAAUUUUUAUUGUGGAUAUAGAAAUAAUAUAUAAAUAAAUUAUUAAUUUGUCAUAGUUGCAGUUACUUGUGACUUAUCUUUGCAGUGUUUAAGCAAUUUGCUUAUGUGUAGCAACACAACCAAAAAUUAAAUUCUAAGUACCUCUGCAGUAUUUUCAUUCAUUGAAGAAGAAUGGGUAGGUAGAGCCCUAGGUUUUUCUGUCCAUAGACCAAGUUCAGCAUACAAAUGUUCAUGGUACGGAAAAGUUAGGCAUGGUGUCUAGUCACUUAGCCAUAUAUUGGGGUACAGCACUGGUAAUUGAAUCUAGGGCCUCAUGCAUUCUAGGUCUUGUAUGUGCUGUAGUACUGAGGAUCUUGCUGUGGGGCUCAAGCGGGCUUGGAUUUUUACUGUCCCACUACUGGAGAUGCAGGUAUUUUUUCUUGUAUUGAGAUGUAGAAGAGGAGGGAUUGAAAUGGCUAAGUAGAGGUUCUUUAACUCCUAAAGAACCACCUACUUCAUACAGUAGAAGUUACUACUCUAAAGGAAAAGAGGUUUUUAAAAGAUCUUCAACUAUUUGCUUUUGUACUCCUGUGGAAGACAAGAAACAUCAUUAGUUAAUUAAACAGUGUUAACUGAA